CUCUUCCCUCUUACAAUUCUUAACGUUCCAAUGCAGAAAAAGUACAACCAAACGAUGCACUCAGAAAGACCCAGGUGGGUGAAAAUAUAAAUAAUAAAUUCAUUCCAGUUGCAUGCUCGUCAAGAGUUGUAUGCGGCAAGUGGGAGCUUUCAAAGUUUCAAUUUUUCCGACACCAAGGUUGAUUCAUGCUUCAUGCUUCAUGCUUCUUGCUUCCUGGUUCAGACUUCACUCACUCUCCAACUCCACAAUUCAUACCAAAGCUCCAAACUUUGUAGUUGUUGUUUGAGUAGAAAGAUUGGGUUUCUUGUGAAGCUAUCAUGGACUUGAAAAAGAUUAUAACUUGGGAAGGAGAAAGUGAGGCACAGUUGGUGUGAAAAGAAGAUUAUUAGCAUUGCAAGGAAUGAGCGAGAGAGAGACUGUGAGGGCUUGACUUGGCUGAUGUACUAUAUUUGUGUGUUGUGUUGUGUGUGAAGUGGAAGGGAGACAACAGCGUAUCUGGGAAAAUCGUGAAAAUUCGAUUUAGUUUUGUUAUAGCGAAGAAAAAAAAGUAAACAACAGAAAAGAAAAGUAGCCACACACAAUAAUAAAGGGUAUAAAAAAUAAACAAGUACAUAUAGAGAGAGAGAGAGAGUGAGAGAGAGAGAGAGGCACACACAGAUCAAGACCAAACUGGUUCCAAUUGUUCAUUGUACAUCCACCUUCUUCUCUUUCUUGUACAGACAGAUAAUGAAGAGGGCAGAAAGAUAAGGGAAGGGAGAAGUUGUUGGUGAUGGGUCUUGGUUUGAAGAUGAAGAGCCUGGGGCACCAUCCUGUGACUUCGAAGUUACAUGAGCAAGCAGGGAGCAAUAGAAAGUACACUUUCAUUCAGGCACAUAGGGCAUGGCUUCCCAAGUUUUUGAUGCUGUGGAUCCUUCUCAUGGCUCUAAUUGGUUGUUGCAUCUAUAGUGAAAUGGAUGCUGACACUAAAGUCCGAAGGAAAGAGGUGCUAGGUAGCCUCUGUGAUCAAAGGGCAAGAAUGCUGCAAGAUCAAUUCAGUGUUAGUGUCAACCAUGUCCAUGCCCUUGCCAUCCUUGUUUCAACCUUCCACUACUACAGAACCCCUUCUGCCAUUGACCAGGAAACCUUUGCUGAGUAUACAGCCAGGACAGCAUUUGAACGGCCAUUACUCAGUGGGGUGGCCUAUGCACAAAGAGUUGUUAACUCAGAGAGAGAAACAUUUGAAAAGCAACAUGGAUGGGUUAUAAAGACAAUGGAAAGAGACCCUUCUCAGGUUAGAGACGAGUAUGCACCGGUGAUAUUUGCACAAGAAACUCUCGCUUACCUUGAAUCUCUUGAUAUGAUGUCCGGGGAGGAGGACCGAGAGAAUAUUUUGAGGGCUAGGGCAACUGGGAAAGCUGUUCUCACUAGUCCUUUCAGGCUGUUGGGUUCUCAUCAUCUUGGUGUGGUUUUAACAUUUCCUGUUUAUAAGUCUAAGCUCCCUCCAAAGCCAACGAUGCAAGAGCGCAUUAAAGCAACAGCAGGAUAUGUUGGAGGAUCCUUUGAUGUUGAGACCCUCGUGGAGAAUUUACUUGGUCAACUUGCUGGCAACCAAGCAAUUUUGGUUAACGUAUUUGAUAUCACAAACUCUACGGAUCCCUUAAUCAUGUAUGGCAACCAAAAUGAAGAAGGCGAUAAGUCUCUUAUCCAUGAAAGUAAGCUUGAUUUUGGAGAUCCAUACAGGAAACAUACAAUGAUAUGUAGGUAUCACCAGAAGGCACCAACAAAUUGGAUAGCACUUACCACAGCAUUCUUAUUCUUUGUGAUUCUUUUUUUAGUGGGUUAUAUCUUAUAUGGUGCUGGAAAUCAUAUUGUCAAAGUAGAGGAUGAUUUUCAUGCAAUGGAGGUAUUAAAAGUCCGAGCAGAAGCAGCUGAUGUUGCCAAGUCACAGUUUCUAGCUACUGUCUCUCAUGAAAUUAGAACACCCAUGAAUGGCAUUUUAGGAAUGCUUGGUCUGCUUCUAAAAACAGAAUUGAGUUCAACUCAACUAGAUUAUGCUCAGACUGCUCAAGCAUGUGGGAAGGCUCUGAUAGCAUUAAUAAAUGAGGUGCUUGACCGAGCUAAAAUUGAAGCUGGCAAGUUAGAGUUGGAAGCAGUUCCAUUUGACCUUCGAUCCAUACUUGAUGAUGUCCUUUCUCUUUUUUCUCAGAAGUCUCGGAAAAAAGGUUUAGAGCUGGCAGUGUUUGUUUCUGAUAAAGUUCCAGACAUAGUAAUGGGAGAUCCUGGGAGAUUCAGACAAAUAGUAACAAAUCUUGUUGGCAACUCUGUUAAAUUUACUGAGAGAGGACAUAUAUUUGUGAAAGUCCAUGUAGCUGAAAAAAGGAUGUCCACAAUCAAUGGAAAAAUGGAGACUUUUCUAAAUGGAGGAUCAGAUGAAGUUGUGCAUAUGUCUAGUGGUUACAAUUUCAAAACUUUAAGUGGAUAUGAAGCAGCUGAUGAAAGGAACAUCUGGGAUAAUUUUAAGCAUCUAAUUGCUGAUGAAGAAUUUUUCAUUGAUGCCUCAGUUAAAAAAGUAGCCUCCAAUGAAUAUUCUGAGCAAGUCACCUUGGUAGUCAGUGUAGAGGACACUGGUAUUGGAAUUCCUGUGUCUGCGCAAGAUAGGAUUUUUAUGCCUUUUGUUCAGGCCGAUAGCUCAACUUCUAGACAUUAUGGUGGUACUGGCAUUGGUUUAAGUAUUAGUAAGUGUUUGGUUGAACUAAUGGGUGGUGAGAUAAGUUUCAUAAGCCGCCCGCAGGUUGGGAGCACAUUUUCAUUUACUGCAGAUUUCGGAACGGUUAAGAAAAAUUCAAUAACUGACAUGAAGAAACACAAUUUGGAAGAACUGUCUUCAGGUUAUAGAGGGCUUAAAGCCAUAGUGGUUGAUGGAAAACCUGUUAGAGCAGCUGUUACUGGAUACCAUUUGAAGAGACUAGGGAUACAGGCUAAAGUUGCAAAUAACAUCUAUAAGGCUGUUUCUUUAUGUGGGAAAAAUGGCUCUUUGACUUCGGGAUUAUUUCAGCCGGAUAUUAUUUUUGUUGAGAAAGAUUCAUGGGUUUGUGGAGAGGAUGGGAGCUUCAAUGUGUGGCAACUGGACUGGAAACAGAAUGGACACAUGUUUAAGAUACCUCAAAUGAUCCUUCUUGCGACCAAAAUUGACAAUGCUGAAUAUGAUAAAGUUAAAGCUGCAGGUUUCAGUGAUACUGUGAUCAUGAAGCCUCUAAGAGCUAGCAUGGUGGCUGCUUGUCUUCAGCAAGUUCUGGGAACGGGGAAGAAGAGGCAGCUAGGGGAAGACAUGAAGCCUAAUGGUUCAUCUUUUGUACGAAACUUGCUUUGUGGAAGAAAAAUCUUAGUGGUUGAUGACAAUGUUGUAAACCGGAGGGUCGCUGCAGGUGCAUUGAAAAAUUUUGGAGCUGAUGUCAAAUGUGCUGACAGUGGCAAAGCUGCUCUUGAAAUGCUUCAGUUGCCUCACAGUUUUGAUGCUUGCUUCAUGGAUAUUCAAAUGCCAGAAAUGGACGGGUUUGAAGCAACUCGGCGCAUUCGGACGAUGGAGAGAAGGGCAAAUGAGCAACAGAUAAAUGGUGAAGGAAGUGGCUGGAAAAAUGAGUACCAUAUACCUAUAUUGGCCAUGACAGCUGAUGUAAUUCAGGCAACAUACGAUGAGUGUGUAAAAUGUGGCAUGGACGGGUAUGUAUCAAAGCCUUUUGAGGAAGAGAAUCUGUAUCAAGCAGUUGCAAAGUUUUUCAACCCCAAGCCUUCCUCGGACUCACUACAGAAUGGCACUACUUAAUUCACUACCGGCAUUUUUCAUAGUUUGCUGGUAAUUUUGAUGCAGAAAGUAGGAUCAGUUGGUUUUUAAGAUAUCUGAGGAUAUGCAUGCAUGCAACUUGAUACAGGCAUAUGCAGUGAUCAUUUCUAACCAGCUGAACAUGAUUUCGAUCUCAGUAAAUGUAUACCACUAGCCCCAACUUGUGUACAGAUUCUCCCACGGGAUGAGGAAAAUCAUGUAAAUUCAAUAUUUUUUUAUUUUCCUUUUGCAUCUUGAUACUUCCCUAUGUGAAGGGUUCCACUAUAGUUUCUCUAUUUUUUUCGUCUUAUCCUUUUUUCUGUAAAAUUGUCUCUUAUAAGAUUUGGUUAGUUACUACAUGAAGAAGUAAAAUGAUUGGUGCUUAAUGCCUA
Cajanus cajan (pigeon pea) is the source of this 4191-nucleotide messenger RNA. RefSeq names its product histidine kinase CRE1. NCBI's taxonomy places the organism in Eukaryota, Viridiplantae, Streptophyta, Magnoliopsida, Fabales, Fabaceae. The record is from RefSeq and is a predicted model, not a curated record. Gene Ontology annotation, molecular function: phosphorelay sensor kinase activity. Gene Ontology annotation, biological process: phosphorelay signal transduction system; phosphorylation. Gene Ontology annotation, cellular component: nucleus.